Messenger RNA from Mustela lutreola (European mink), 1094 nucleotides. Its product is annotated as AN1-type zinc finger protein 6-like. The coding region runs from base 112 to 738 and encodes 208 amino acids. NCBI's taxonomy places the organism in Eukaryota, Metazoa, Chordata, Mammalia, Carnivora, Mustelidae. The record is from RefSeq and is a predicted model, not a curated record. Gene Ontology annotation, biological process: protein targeting to peroxisome. The transcript has a single exon. Gene Ontology annotation, molecular function: zinc ion binding; polyubiquitin modification-dependent protein binding; DNA binding.
AGCGAGCAGGGGUUUGGCGGCCUCACCUGUCCCCACUCUCCGGCUGCGACCGGCGGCGGCGGGCAGCGCGGUGGGCGGGGAGGGCCGCCGCCAGGUGUGCAACAGAGGAACAUGGCUCAAGAAACUAAUCACAGCCAAGCGCCUAUGCUUUGUUCCACUGGCUGCGGAUUUUAUGGAAACCCUCUUACAAAUGGCAUGUGUUCAGUUUGCUAUAAAGAACAUCUUCAAAGACAGAAUAGUAGUAAUGGUAGAAUAAGCCCACCUGCAGCCUCCGUCAGUAGCCUCUCGGAGUCUCUCCCCGUCCAGUGCGUGGACGGCGGUGGCCCCGACGUUCAGUGCCCGCUGGACUCUGCAUGUGCGUCCGCGCAGCCAAGCCCUGUAUCAAAUCAGUCACUUUUAUCAGAAUCUGUAGCAUCUUCCCAAGUGGACAGUACCUCUGUGGACAAAGCAGUACCGGACACAGAAGACCUGCAAGCUUCAGUAUCAGAUACGGCACAGCAGCCGUCUGAAGAGCAAAGCAAGUCUCUUGAAAAACCAAAACAAAAAAAGAAUCGCUGUUUUAUGUGCAGGAAGAAGGUGGGACUUACUGGGUUUGAAUGCCGGUGUGGAAAUGUUUACUGUGGUGUACACCGUUACUCCGAUGUACACAAUUGCUCUUACAAUUACAAAGCUGAUGCUGCUGAGAAAAUCAGAAAAGAAAAUCCAGUAGUUGUUGGUGAAAAGAUCCAGAAGAUUUGAACUCCUGCUGGAAUACAAAAUCCUUUGACCAUCUGCAAACUAAAAAUUGACUUGAGGUUUUUUUUCCUAGUCCUUGGGAAUGUAGAACAACGUACUUGCAUAGACCUUUUAAUCAUGCAUGUCGCCAGAAGAAUAGAUUUUUGUUUUUGUUUUGAAAAUGACUCUGAACAUUUAUUUCCAUUGCAGUUUCUGUGGCUGAAAAGACUUAAGUAAACUUUACAAGUAUUAUCCUUUUAAGAUCAUUUUAAUUUUAGUUGAGUGCAGAGGGCUUUUAUAACAAACGUGGAGAAAUUUUGGAGGGCCGUGAUUUUUCCAGUAUUAAACACGCAUGCGUUGAUCUUGCAGUUUAUUUUCCA